CAUUCGCCUUGCAUCAGCGUGUGUCCGUGGACCACACGUACCGGUAAAGUUGUCACAUUAUACGCCACUUUAGCGUGGAUAAAAGUAGACAUUUCCCCAACCAAGUCAUCAGUCCACUGCCAAAUGAAACUGUUUGUUAGCGAAGGCAACCCACACUGCCUAAAAGUGUUGGCUGCCUUAGAAGUAGCCGGAGUCCGGUGUGAAGUCCAGUUUGUCAACCACGAAGAAAAAGUCGUGCCCUUCCUGAGCCGUCCAUCUUUACCAGCCCUGCUCCUUCCAAAUGGACAGCACCUUUUUGGCCCCAACGCCAUAUGCCGAUACAUGUUUGAAGUGAGUGGGCAAGAGUGCAACGAGGCUUGCGAUCAGUGGCUCGAAUGGGAGGCCACAGAUCUCCAGCCUGCCCUGCUUCAGGCGCUUCACAUGGCGGUGCUUCAGGGGAAAGAAUCGGAGGUCCCUAAAGUCCUUGCAGGCCCUCUCAGCUACUUGGACCAAAGCUUGACCAAGGCGACCACAUCUUAUUUAACUGCGGAUGUUGUUUCGGUCGCUGAUCUUGUUGUUUGUGCCGCGCUGCAUCCGAUUUUGUCCGCAUCAUCGCUCGCUUCGGGUGAACACACGUCCGUGAAGGUUUGGUUCGACCGUUUGGCCGCCUCACAGAGCUGCGUGUCGGCGUCUCAUAAAGUGCUGCAGGGAAAAGGCCUGCAGGCGAUGAAGAGCUUCAUGCAGAGGCAGCCUCCGCCGCAGAGCGGCCAGUGCAGAGGCAGCGGGCAGGUCUGCAACAGCGGCCCUGUUGAGGGUGAAGAAGGGGAACAUGCGGUGUCACAGGAAGAGAUGGAAGCUGCUGCUCUCACUUGGCACAAGGGUUUAAAUUCCUCCUCAGCAGCCACAGACAGACGUCACCCAAUUCUGCCGCAGGAAGGCAAACGAAACAUCCUGUUGACCAGCGCGUUGCCCUAUGUCAACAAUGUACCCCACCUGGGCAACAUCAUUGGCUGUGUUCUCAGCGCUGACGUCUUCUCCAGGUACGGCCGACUGCGAGGCUGGAACUCUCUGUUCGUGUGCGGCACAGACGAGUACGGCACGGCCACGGAAAAUAAAGCUCGCGAGGAAGGCCUGACGCCGCAGCAGAUCUGCGACAAAUACCACGCCAUUCACGCCAGCAUCUAUAAGUGGUUCCAGAUUGACUUUGACUUCUUUGGCAGGACGACUACCGAGAAGCAGACGGAGAUAGCCCAGAACAUUUUCUGGAGGCUCCACAAGAAUGGCUUCCUGGUGGAAGACUUGGUGGAGCAGCUACGGUGUGAGCAAUGCCAGCGUUUCCUGGCUGACCGUUUCGUCGAAGGCACCUGCCCCCACUGCAAGUACCCGGACGCCCGUGGCGACCAGUGCGACAAGUGUGGGCGACUCAUCAAUGCAGUGGAACUCAAGGCACCUCACUGUAAAGUCUGUGGACAGACUCCAGUCAUCCGCUCGUCCAAACAUCUUUUCCUGGACCUGCCAAAGUUAGAGGCUCAGUUGGAGCACUGGCUGGACAAGUCCACCGGCAACGGAGACUGGACUGCGAAUGCCAAACAGAUCACUCGCUCCUGGCUCAGGGAUGGACUCAAACCUCGCUGCAUCACCAGAGACCUCCAAUGGGGAACGCCAGUACCUCACCCGGACUUUAAAGAAAAGGUGUUCUACGUGUGGUUCGACGCCCCCAUCGGUUAUGUCUCUAUCACUGCCAACUACACAGACAAAUGGGAACAGUGGUGGAAGAAUCCAGAUCAGGUGGAGCUGUACAACUUCAUGGCCAAGGACAACGUGCCGUUCCACAGUGUGGUGUUUCCCUGCUCCCUCCUGGGAGCUCGGGACAACUACACACUGGUCAAUCACUUGAUUGCCACCGAAUAUCUGAAUUACGAAGACACAAAGUUCUCCAAGAGCCGUGGCGUCGGCGUGUUCGGCGACAUGGCCAAGGACACGGGUAUCCCGUCCGACGUGUGGCGCUUCUACCUGCUCUACAUGCGUCCCGAGGGGCAGGACUCUGCCUUCUCGUGGGCCGACAUGGCUCUGAAGAACAACUCGGAGCUGCUCAACAACUUGGGCAACUUCAUUAACAGAGCCGGCAUGUUUGUUUCAAAGUUCUUUGAUGGCUGUGUGCCCGUGAUGGAGCUGCUGCAGGAAGAUAAGAAGCUCCUGGCUGUAGUGGGCUGGGAGCUGGAGCAGUACAUCCAACUCAUGGACAAAGUCAAAAUCCGUGACGGUCUGAAGCAUAUCCUCAACAUCUCUCGCCAUGGCAACCAGUACAUCCAAGUAAAUGAACCCUGGAAGAAGAUCAAGGGAGGAGAUGCAGAACGGCAGCGUGCAGGCACUGUCACCGGCGUGUCCAUCAACGUCGCCUGCUUACUGUCCGUCAUGCUGCUGCCCUACAUGCCGGCGGUCAGCCAAACCAUCAGGGAUCAACUCAACGCACCUCAUUCUUGCGUCAGCGCCAUUCUGCGCGGCACGGGCGCCUUCACUCGCGUCCUCGACGCCGGCCACCAUAUUGGCACCGUGAGUCCAUUGUUCCAGAAACUGGAGGUGGAGCAGAUUGAAACUUUGAAGAAGAGAUUUGGCGGCCAGCAGCUGGAAGAUGUACCGCCAAACAAGAAGGUGCCGACUCCAAACGCUGCCAGCCCUCAGUCGGCCGCUAUGCCGCCCAUCACUGCAAUGGAAGUGAACGCCGGAGUGGACCCGGAGAAAUCCCGGCAGCUGACGCAGGCUGUGGCUGAGCAGGGAGAAAAAGUGCGAGCCCUGAAAGCGCAGAAGGCCGACAAAUCGGUGAUCACGGCCGAGGUGUCUAAACUAUUGGAGCUGAAGAAGCAGUUGGCGCUGGCAGAGGGCAAGAGCCCCGAGCCCGCACCCGUCAAGGGCAAGAAGUGAGACGCGGCCAUAAAAGUCGCCAACAGUGGAGGUGGUUAGCGGAGGGGUACAAUAUGCAAGGUGUGAUAGCGGGAAAAGGGGGAACAAGAUGUGCAUGGCGAGAUGAGCAUGUUAGCCAAAGGCAAAGCCGUGACGGGAUCUGAGACAACAGGGUUUUAGCACCGAGGUCUAAUGAAAUGCUAGUGAGGCCGGCGGGGAAAUGAACACACACAAAAGGGAGCCAAAUGAAUUCUGCUACAGAAUGGAACGGAUUUGGGAAAAAUCCCUACACCAAGAAUAACUGAUUUGAUACUCAACAUCAGCCUCGCAAGGUGCGAAAAUGUUUUUACACCACAAUUAACACAUUCACUGCCAUUAAUGGCUUUAGAAGGCAAAUAUCCAUGUUAACUGGGAAGGCUUGCAGUGAAUGUUUAAAAAAAAAAAAAAAAAGUAUCAAAUUUUCCCUUGUGAAAAUCUAUUAUGGUCCAUACAUAGUGUGACGCAGUGUACUUCCUGUCAUUCAUGUGAACAAUAAACCUUGCAUUAACAAGCAAAGAAAAUCAAUUAUUUUAUUGCAAAUUUGGGGUUACAGUGACAGAUAUAAGAAAAGUUAACAAACAUGAAUCCCAUUAAUGAUUUUUUAAAAAACAUGCAUAUUCAUGUAUAAUUAACAAUUGAUGACUUGAUUAAGUAGAAAUGAACAGUACAAAUGUAUACAGUAAAUGUUAUUGCAGUUAUAUAAAAAUAUCAAGUGGAUGUAUCCCACAAGUCCCGCAUUGAAUUAAAAAAAAAAAAAGGUUCCUGGGUUGAAUAAAAAAAACAAAAAAAAAGGUAACCUGUAGAAAUAUUAGUCAGGGGCAACCUGCUGUAUUAACUAUACGUACAUGCAAAGGCUUAUAGAAAAAGCAAAAAAAAUAUUUGUACUCUCAAAGCGAGGGGACACAUUCAAAACGUUCCUGAGCUCCUUCUGUCCACAAAUUGGGGCAAAUAAUCUCUGCUAGCCAAAUUGCAGCCCUUUUACGAGGAGUUAGUGUAUUGCAAAAUGGCGGGAAAACACGACAACAAAAUGCCCUCAACUCAAUUCCUUUCUUUCCAACGUACAAAUCAUCAAAUCAUCCUUCCUAAUGGUGGGGUAACUUCAUGUUCCAAACCUUGCGACCACUGUAUGAUAUGCAAUUAAGAGUGUAUGAUAUGCAAUUAAGAGCUUCCUGUUCUUUUCCGUUUCACAUGCUGAGUCUUUCUAGUUUGCUGCAGUGAUGUUGCAGCUUUUCUUUCAACUCUGCCUUGACUUUCAUCAUCUUUUCCAAACAUCUUCAAAUCUCUUUGGUUUUCAUACCUUCUGGUCUUAGGACACACACAGACCAUUUAUUUACUCACCGCCGCUUCUUGUCGUUCUAUGAGCUCAUUUCCUGGUGUUGACAAGUCUCUCGAUGAGGGCUCGCCGCGUACGCUGCACCUCCUCACCCAACCUUUCGAUUUCCGCUUUCAAGCGCUCGUUCUGCUCCGUCAGCUCCUGCACUUUCUUCUCGUUCUCCUGCUCCCUCUCCUUGCGACUCUUUUUGGCGGACAAAUAUGACGAGGAUGAGGAGGAUGCGCGCUGCUGCGACUGGGCGACUGAGGCGCCCGGGGACGACGUGGCGCCAUCGGGUCCCUCGCUUCUCCGUCGCUUGCCGGGGCGGGAAGGCGAGUAGAUGGACGGCGACGAGACGGGCGACGACGGAGACGAGCAGCGCCUGGAAGGCGACUGCGAGGCGGAGGAUGACGAGCAGGAUGGCGAAUCGGGGACGCAGGGCAACUCUUCCUCGCUGGCUGAUGGAGACGCUGGAUGGAUGUUGUGAACCUGCUGCUGCUCGUGGUGAUGAUGAUGGUAAUAACAACCACUGCUUGAAUCCACCAUUCCUCCUUCACUCAGGAACUCAAAGAACUCAGGAGGAAGAAGGUCGCCGUCACCGCUCCUCGCGUUCGCCUCCGUUUUCCGCUCUUCUGCCGGAGUCAAGCUGGAGGAGGAGGAUGAGGAGGAGGUGUGAUGUAGAGGCUGGGCGUUGUGAAUCUGCUCUGUUGCCCUCUGAAUGCCCUCUCCCCACGUGUGACCUCCCUCUGUCAGCCACGUCAGGGAGCAACUCUCCAGAACAUCCAGGAACUCGGGCUCCUUCUGUAAGUACGAAAACACCAAAUUUGACAUCACUCUAUGGCUAGGGGACCAUUUGGCAGCCCAAAAGACCACCCCACAGAGGUUUAAUAUUUACAAUAAAUUUAAUAAAAGUUCAAUGUUACAAGACAUCACACUUUAAAUUGUAAAAUCUAAAAUUGUUUUAUUGUAUUUUUUUUUUUUAUGUGUGACUUUCAUUCACAUUUGUAAAUAAAUUCAAAUGAUAAAACUAUUUUUUUUUUUAAAUGGUACAUUAAUAAGUUUACUUAUAUAUGUCACACAAAUAUUUUUUGCUUUGUUGCUGAUAACACCAAGAUGAGAUUUUGACUUUUUUUUGUUUGUUUAACUGCUUAGCCUCUGUUGGCUGACACCAUUUUGAAUAUCGUUCGCCUAAUAGUAUGUUUGCCUCAUUUUUUAUUUACUGUCACAAUACCAAUAAUAAAAAAUACCAAUUUGCUUGCUAAAAAUUGAGUUUUUCCUUUGUGUGUAGUCAUCUAGGUCAUGAUAAUUG
Messenger RNA from Phycodurus eques (leafy seadragon), 5540 nucleotides. It is a transcript of the gene mars1, whose product is annotated as methionyl-tRNA synthetase 1. Gene Ontology annotation, biological process: methionyl-tRNA aminoacylation. Lineage: Eukaryota; Metazoa; Chordata; Actinopteri; Syngnathiformes; Syngnathidae. The transcript has 22 exons. Gene Ontology annotation, cellular component: aminoacyl-tRNA synthetase multienzyme complex; cytosol. Gene Ontology annotation, molecular function: methionine-tRNA ligase activity; ATP binding. The coding region runs from base 124 to 2901 and encodes 925 amino acids. The record is from RefSeq and is a predicted model, not a curated record.